Messenger RNA from Solea senegalensis (Senegalese sole), 3734 nucleotides. RefSeq names its product presenilin 1 (gene psen1). Gene Ontology annotation, molecular function: cadherin binding; beta-catenin binding; aspartic endopeptidase activity, intramembrane cleaving. The record is from RefSeq and is a predicted model, not a curated record. Lineage: Eukaryota; Metazoa; Chordata; Actinopteri; Pleuronectiformes; Soleidae. Bases 150 to 1583 code for a protein of 477 amino acids. The transcript has 11 exons. Gene Ontology annotation, biological process: smooth endoplasmic reticulum calcium ion homeostasis; Notch receptor processing; membrane protein ectodomain proteolysis. Gene Ontology annotation, cellular component: dendritic shaft; endoplasmic reticulum; Z disc.
GUUAGUUUACACCAGCGGCCGGAUGUUCUGUGAGAAUACAGGUCCAACAAAGACGGGAAAGCCCCCGGGUUUUAAGCCUACUUCGAAACACAAACUAAGGGAAAACAAGUCCGCUUUGCAUGUGAGGCCAAGUAUCUGCUGAGUCAACGAUGGUGAACAAUAUUGAAAUGGACGUUGAAAACAAUAGGGACCAACAGGGGUCCAGUGCAGCUCAUGAACCUGCCCAGCCGCAGCCACAGGAGGCUGGGGUGCCCAGAGCACGGUCAAGGGGAAGUUCAGGGGGUGAAGGAGGAGGAGGAGGAGAAGGAGGAGGCAGUGGACCAGAGCAGAACGGCCAGCCACCCACCGCCCGUGCUCCCCGCGUGGUGGAGACCGAGGAGGACGAGGAUGAAGAGCUGACCUUGAAAUACGGGGCCAAACACGUCAUCAUGCUGUUCGUCCCCGUCACGCUCUGCAUGGUGGUUGUUGUGGCAACCAUUAAGUCAGUCGGCUUCUACACUCAGAACGAUGGACAGAGAUUGAUCUACACACCGUUUCCUGAAGACACAGACACGGUGGGACAGAGAGCUCUGCACUCCAUCCUGAAUGCCACCAUCAUGAUCACUGUGAUCAUCGUCAUGACCCUGGUCCUGGUGCUGUUAUACAAAUACCGCUGCUACAAGGUGAUCCAAGGCUGGCUAUUCCUCUCCUCUCUGCUCCUGCUCUUCUUCUUCUCUUACAUCUACCUCAAAGAGGUUUUCAAGACCUACAAUGUGGCCAUGGACUAUUUCACCCUGGCAAUAAUAAUCUGGAACUUCGGAGUGGUGGGCAUGAUGUGUAUUCACUGGAAAGGACCUUUGCGGCUUCAGCAGGCCUACCUCAUCAUGAUCAGCGCCCUCAUGGCCCUGGUUUUCAUCAAGUACCUGCCAGAGUGGACGGCCUGGCUUAUAUUAGCUGUCAUAUCUGUCUAUGAUCUGUUAGCGGUGCUCUGUCCUAAGGGGCCUCUGAGGAUCCUGGUGGAAACGGCUCAGGAGAGGAACGAACCCAUCUUCCCAGCUCUCAUCUAUUCCUCUACAAUGGUGUGGCUCGUCAACAUGGCCGACACUGACAGGCCACAGAGGAACUCGACAGAAGCAGAGCCGCCUCAACAAGACGCCGUGGCGUCUCCUGCGCCCUCCACUCAGUCGCAGGACGACGGGGGCUUCAACUCCACCUGGGUCAACCAGCAGGAGCACCAGCUGGGAGCGAUCCAGUCUACUGAGGAGACCAGGAGGGAGGUCCAGGAGAUGCCGUCUGAUCGUCCCCCUGUUGAAGAAGACGAUGAGGAGCGGGGCGUCAAGCUCGGCCUCGGAGACUUCAUCUUCUACAGCAUGCUGGUGGGAAAGGCCUCGGCUGCAGCCAGCGGCGACUGGAACACCACGCUCGCCUGCUUUGUAGCCAUCCUCAUUGGUCUAUGUCUGACCCUGCUCCUCCUCGCCAUCUUCAAGAAAGCACUCCCCGCUCUUCCCAUCUCCAUCUUCUUCGGCCUGGUCUUCUACUUUGCCACCGACAACUUGGUACGGCCCUUCAUGGACAAGCUGGCGCUACACCAGUUCUACAUUUAGCAGGACGCAGCUUUGAUAACCUUCCCACCCACAUGAGUCUCUGGCUAACAACAUGAGAGUGUCCCUUUCACAGCCUGGGAACAAAAGAUGAUGACUCAUCCUUUCCUACAAACUCACAAUGAUGGGACACAAGUUAUUUUUGUUCUGCCUUUCUUUCUGGCGCCAAGAGACGGUAUUCCCUACAACAGCUGUUCCCACAUAUUUUACUUUCCAUUUUUAAACCCAGAAAUGACAUUUCAGGCUCGACUUUGGACCUCAUCUUCAAAUUGUCCAUCACUGGUCUCAGGCAAAAUCUGAAAUGAGUGAGAAUAUUUUACCUUUAUUUAUCCAGGGAAGCUUUUCAACAGCUCAUCUGCUACUUUUUCGUCCAGCAGCGCCCGCUUUCACUCCACUCACAUUCAUAUCUAGGAGCCGGUUCAACUACAGUCUUCCCCAACUGGGGCUUAACAGCAGGUGCCUUGCUCAUGGACACCUUGGUGUUAGCUGUUGGGUGAAGGAAGACAGUUUGAUUGAAUUUCUGCUCCUAAGACUUAAAUCAAACAACUUUUCCCUUCAUUUUUCAUAUCCUCCGAGCUACGAGCGACCCCAAGCUUCACUGAAGAUUCAAAAAACGCCUUCAAGUAAUGGAGACGCGAUGAUGAUAUUGAUUAUAGAUCGAUAAAUGUAUAGUUUGAUUGUGAAUGAGCCGUCGGUCACCACAGAGUGCUCUCCUCACCACUGUUCCAAUGGUUAGGACCUUUUGUUUUUUCCACCCACAUUUGACAUAAAAAAAUGAUCUCAAAGCUCUGACGCUGGAGAGAUUCACAACCAGAAAGAUUUGCACUGAACACGAUGUGUUGAACACAUCACGUGUAGCUUUCACACGUGGGAAAGUGGAACAUGUAUAUCAAGAAUUUGACUGUUUAUGUGACACUGAUUUCACCCCCUUUUCGUAACUUAAAGCUGUAGUGUGUAACCUUUGGUGAUUCUAUUGUUCUGCCUCUGGUGUUUGGUAACAGAAAGGAUGUCUCAUUGUUUGUACUCCAACCUGUUUGCACUCGUCUCGCUUUACUAGCUCAAUGCUGCUGUCGCCUCAGUCAGUCUUUACGUGUGUGCGGCGUGGCUCCAUAAGAUCUAAAAAUGAUUAUGGGAGUGUUGUGUGAACUCAUUUGACAGUGGCGUGAAUGUGACAGCCAUUUGAUUAUGCUUUAAAGUUACACACUACAGCUUAUUGUUGCCCCAUUGACUGAAUUGACGGCACAGAACUGCAGAGGGAGUCAACUUGACACACGCUCACGCCGAGACUCAUCUGCCGCUGCCGUUAGCUGUGUUUGCUGUCAGCCACUGAGCAGUUCUGCUGGAGCAGUUGGAGGUUCAGUGCCUUGCUCAAGGGCGUUUUCAGUAGUAGUCGUCGUAAUUGUUGUUGUUAUUGUGAGACAGAAACAUGCUCAUUCAUUCUCUACCCUGACUGAGAUGUACAUUUUUUUUUUUGUAAACAUGUCCAGGGAUUGUAACCUGUGAUCGUCUGGUCGCAAACUCCGAACCUUUAGGCAACAGCUGCCAUUAUGACGCUCGCCUGGUGCUGUCUUUAAAACUAUGCUACAUCACACACACUAAAAUAAUUUUGUCUGUACACAGACACUGUUUUUUCCCCCCCCUAAGAUAUGCAGAAGCACCACUUUGUACUUUUUGAAACAUAAAUGUUAGCGGGGAUCCCCGACACAUAGAUCAGAAAAAUCUGAGAAAACGUGACAACAAACAAACAACAGGAAAAACCCUGUCCUUGUAAACGAGGGAGUUGAAUUUGUGGACGUUAAACAUGAAGAGUCUAGUUGGCUAUUUUAAUCCAAUUGAACAAGAAAACAUUUUGAUUUGAAAUGUGUAUGGACUCAAACUCGGUGGUUUGUGCUGAUGAGCUGCACUCGUUGCUCUUUUGAUGUUGCGCUCGACUUUCACUAUUAGUAGCAGAGAAAAGAAACCAACAAGGAACAAUCUACUAAACUUGUUCUGAGACUUUUCUCAAACCUUCGGAGAUCUUUUCCCCUUUUUCUUUCGGGGGAAUAUUUGGGGUGAUUGGAUUUUGUUCUGGCCUUCACAUACGUACAUGUGUGUUAUGCAAAGGUUAUUCAAUUCAGAUUUUGUUCUUUUUUUUAAUAAACAAAGUGAAAAUAA